ACACAGGGAGGUAGCUAGUAACACUCGCAGGGUGAAACAAGUGGAUCAGGUCUCGGAGACCGUCAGUUGUGACACUCGCGAAGUUUGUGUGAAUACCAUGGAUUCCUGUUUCUCUGAGGGAAAUGAGUACUUUGUGGAUGAAGAGACCACGUUCUGUGAUCAAGGUACACUGACAGAGUCCCUGGACAAGAGGUCGAUUGGGGUGUUAGUCAAACCACAUUCUCUUGAUGCUUGUACAGCGGACAAGGAAUCGAUGACAGAACCUGUUCCAGACUACCUGGAGAACCUGAUAGCUACACAACGAGAGCUGCUGCAUCUGCGUGGAGAUGUUUGUGUUUUGGAGCUAAAGCAACAGAUUCACCAGCUGGAAAGGAACAAAGAGUUGUUUCAGAAUAUGAGAGGAGAGCCUCUUGAUAAUAUUGUUGACGACCGGUUAACAAGUCUGAAAAUUGAACUCAACAUCAUACAGAAUCAAGUGAUGAGCUAUGAUGCACAUCUUGCUGCUGGGAAUGUGUUUAAGUCUGUUCCUCAGUUCACUGUUUCAAUACCAAUAGGCGGCCAGAAUAUGAUAACCGUCAACAAAGUUUUAAAACAGAAAUCAACUAAGAAUGCAGGUACAAAGCGUUCAUUCUGGGAUGCCUAUACUCCAGAAGAGGAGAGGUCACUCCGGGACUUGGGAACAAGCCGUCCACCAAAGACGAGCAACAAAGAUGAUAAUAGCAAUCAUCCAAAACCCAUUUCAGCGUUCCAGAUAAAAUCAUCUCAGACUAACAAUUUUACAUCAGCCAAACGUUUUGGAAGUGAUCCUUCCAGUAACGGUAUAGAAGAUGUUACACUUACAGAGGACAGUGUGACAAAUAGAAAACUGGGGCAGGACACAUCUGUAGAGGUUACAAAAGAUGUCACUGAUGUCACCUAUCUGAAAACUGAUGAGGAACUUGUGCUGGACAUGGAUGAUAUUGAUGAUAUUUCACUUCCUGAACUUUCCAAAGCCCCACAGAAUAAACAAACAGAUCUAUUUGAUAAUACUACAACACGUGGAGGUGAUCCAGUUUCUGACGGUGUGAAAAAUGGCUCAGUGAAACAGAUCGUUAAUGAUUCUCCAGUGUCAUUUUCAAUAGACUCGAGAGAGGCAUCAUGUGAAUCUCGUGUGACAAGUGAUUUCAGUGCUACUGCUAGAACUGCCUUCUCAACAAGUGACUCUGUAACAGAGAAUGAUAAACUUUCCAAGCUCGCCUGUAGAUCAGCAUCUGUUAUGUCAACAGUAAACAAUACCUCUACUUUAUCCUCAAGUGUACUAGCAACGGAGACACAAAACAACAACAUUACCACAUUUUGGAGUGGAUCCUCAGUUGUCAGUAAGGAACAAAGCAGCAACAUAACCACAUCAAAUGGACCAACCACAGUGUCUAGUGUACCCUAUCCUGUUCCUGCAUCAUAUGUUCCAGUGUCUGUUUGUAAUGCUUCAAAUUCUGGAAGUAUCAUGACAAACCCUAUUCCAGUCAACACACAGCGUUUGGCAUCAGCCCAGCUAACUCCAAUGAUGACCAGACCUCCCCUAUUGGCCACACCCAGAAUCAUUCCAGGACAACAGGCAGUGGUGCUUUACCCUCAGGGACAUCCAGUCCAGCCAAAUGUAGCCCCCUACCUCCCGGUCCGUCAGUCUCAGCCAAGCCUACCUCCGUACCGCCAAGUCCAGCCAAGCAUACUUCCCUAUACUCAGGUUCUCCCUGGUCAGGCCACAGUGCCCUCCUUCCCUGUGAUAGCAAACAUGAGAACACCGCUACUACCUCAGCCUCCUAGGGUUUCCACAUCAGUUUACCAAGGCAAUCCACUUUUUCAUUCACCUCUAACUGGUCAAACUCCCCAACCCCUGGGAGUGGUUCCUUCAACAAUCGCACAGACCAAAACCUCCGUGGUACCAAGUCAAACGGUAUCCCAAGUAGUGCCAGGACAAGUGUCAAAUCUAAAUGGACAACAGCCAGGUCUACCUGGUCACAUGAAUUCCACAGCAGUUCAAGAACAGAGGAGAGGAAAUUCACUUGUGUCGUCCUCAAAUGCUAUGUCUUGUGCUGUCACAAGCACUACUCAAACGUCUAAAAUUGCAGCUACACUAGACAGGCCGUCUGUCGACCCAGAACUGCACCAGGCAGUGAUAAUGCAACUACGUCAGGCAUACCCUAACUUGGCUGCUGAUCCUGUGUGGCUUGAAACAGUUGGUAUACAACAGACAAUGGUUUUACAAAAGUACAUAGAUGCCAGCAAAGAUGUAGCUUCAGACAAAAAUAGCAAUAAUGCUGUACAACAGACACCAAAUUUGGACUUUGGGACAGAUAGUCAAAGGAAAGACGAGUCUUCCAGACUUCCUACAGCUUCAAGCUCUCAAGUGUCAAAUGGUGACAUUCCCCAAACCGAGGUUGUGUUAAAGCAGAAAUCUGUGAUUGACGAGAAUUGUGCUGUGAUUCCCCGUCAGCCUCCAGGAUUGGCCAGUCUGGCAGACACAGACCAAUCACUGAGCGAUAAGUUUGAGAAUUUUCCAGAAAUCAGUAUGAAGGACUUGGAUGGAGGGACCACCAGUUUGGUGAAAACCAUCAGUGAUUUGACAAAGCUAAACAGAAAUGAAUCCAAAGAUAUUUCACCAGGUGAACAAAAGGAAACUAUGGAUGGUAGAACAGUGGUUCACAAAAGUUCUGUUGGAAAUAAAAUCUCCCAGAAACCAAAAUCACUGUUGGACAACUUCAAGCGUGUUGAAAAACCUGUUCUUCACGAACCCAAAGUGUCAACUGUGUACCAAGAUUCAUUUGAAAAACAAAGAUAUUCCACUUCCAAGGAUUCAGAUCUUGAUACCUUACAUUCAAAUUUAGCUAAUAACAGAUCCAAAAACAUACCUCAUCGCCAGAUGCUCGUAUCAGAAAGUACGAAAACAAGCAGGGAAACCGUCAGUUCCAAACCUAAGUCUGUGGGUGGGGAAGACUGGGAAGAUGAUAUUGAUCCAAACCCUAAACCAUUUCAACAUGACUUCCGAAAAGUUCGACCGGCCGAGAAAACAAAGACAUCCUGGAUGGCCGAAAUGUCCAAGACAAAUUUGCCUCCUGGUUUGCCAUCCAAGAAGCCGACAGUUCCGCCAACAGCAGGUAAGGAUGAUUGGUGGGACACACCGACAAUAGAUCGCGGUUCUCCAAGUUCUAAGGUAAUAUAUGCAUCCACAGUUAAUUACAGUCAAAAAGUCGAGCAGUGGCUCAAUUUGAGUCAGCCUUCCUCAAAUGAUGUGCUGGUCAGGAACAAGAGUCCUGAAGAUUCAGGAACAGCGGGCCAAUCUGGAUCCUUGUACAGCUCCCGGGGAGAAUCGACUUCCAGGUCUAGAGGAGAUGUCAAUUAUCUGGAUGACUUUGACUUACCCGAUGAUAAAGAUGUAGGAGAGGGUAUGAAUAAGGUGGGGAGUUCUGGAAUGGCAGUCAUACCUCUGGCUUCUAAGGCUAUAAAGACAACUAGUGAUCUAAACUGUGUUUCUGACGGAGAAGGCGAAGACUGGCACCAGGUUAGUAAAAAGAAAAAGGAGAAGAAGAAAUCAGAAUCGGAGCGACCCAGACGAAAGUCUGGUUCAGAUGCACCUGGAACAAAAAGUAAUAACUUUGAAAAAUUGAUAGCCAAGUUGUCGGAAGUCUUCACUACACUCAGUAGGGAACGUAUCAUCGAGCUGAUCACAGAAGUAAGAAAUGAAACCAAGGGGCUCAGUGGAAUGAAUAUGAAACAGAUCAUCAACAUGUCACGACAAGUCUUCAUGGCUAAACGACAUUACUAUCAGGCAGAACCAAAACAGAAACAUCCUUCACCCACUCCUACAGCUCAGAAAAGUCAAAGGUUGUCUCCCCUUCCUAUUGUUGGGAUGACUGCCAUGCCUGGACCAGGGAAGACGUACAACUUCAAACCAUUGUCAAUGAGUGUGAUCCAGACUGCCAAAGAUGUACCAUUGAUGGAUGAUGAGGAAGAGAUCUGCGUGAUCUGUCACGAUGCCCUCCUCAUGGAGGAGACCAAGACUCUCGAGUGUGGCCAUGUCUUCCAUUCAGCUUGUAUCAAGCAGUGGGUAUUCGGCCAGGAGAGGACUUGCCCAAACUGUCGACGCCUUGCACUGUUCCCAGAGGAAUUUCCACGCCUUGGCAAGUGACCGGAACCUUAAUGAUCGCCUGUCACACAAAACGUUUGCCAGAUAUCCUAACACUUCGAUAUUGCAGUGGAAUCUGUUUUUGACAAAACAUGGUUGUGCUCAAUACUUUGAGUAAAGGCAUUUUUGCACCUGUUAAAAUCUAUGCAAUCAAAAUUUUUGAAGCAGAUACUGCAAGUUUUACAUGAUGUGAAGCUUCAUCCAUUUUGAUAUGGUGGAUUCUUGUAUUUUGUUUGGUUGAAAAGAAAUAUGGUUGAAAAGAAAUAUUUGAAUCUCAGUUGUUUUUGUUGUGAAUUUUAUUUUUGUAUUUUAAAGAGUCUCAGCAAAGUGUGUAGUUUCCUACGACAGAGAAAGACAUGUAUUGUAGUGCUUUACUAUGACAGAAUGCUAUUUGUGCGAGUUUGGAAUCAUGAGACAAUAUGAUUAUGGGGCCAAAUACAGUGUGUAUGAGUUGAGAGAAGAUGAAGGGUAUCACAGUUUGUAUAAGUUGAGAGAUGAAGGGUAAUACAGUUUGUACAAGUUGAGAGAAGAUGAAGGGUAUUACAGUUUGUUCAAGUUGAGAGAUGGUGAAGGGUAAUACAGUUUGUUCAAGUUGAGAGAAGAUGAAGGGUAUUACAGUUUGUUCAAGUUGAGAGAUGGUGAAGGGUAAUAGUUUGUUCAAGUUGAGAGAUGAUGAAGGGUAAUACAGUUUGUACAAGUUUAGAGAUGGUGACGGGUAAUACAGUUUGUACAAGUUGAGAGAUGAUGAAGGGUAAUAUAUUUUGUACAAGUUGAGAUGAUAAAGGAUUAUACAUUUUGUACAAGUUGAGAGAUGAUGAAGGGUAAUACAGUAUGUACAAGUUGAGAGAUGAUGAAGGGUAAUACAGUUUGUACAAGUUGAAAGAUGAUGAAGGGUAAUACAGUUUGUACAAUUUGAGAGAUGAUGAAGGGUAAUAUAUUUUGUACAAGUUUAGAGGUGAUGAAGAGUAAUACAGUAUGUACAAGUUGAGAGGUGAUGAAGGGUAAUACAGUUUGUACAAGUUGAGAGAUGAUGAAGGAUUAUACAUUUUGUACAAGUUGAGAGAUGAUAAAGGAUUAUACAUUUCGUACAAGUUUAGAGAUGAUGGAGGGUAAUACAGUAUGUAUAAGUUGAGAGUUGAUGAAGGGUAAUACAGUUUGUACAUGUUUGGAGAUGAAGGGUAAUAUAGUUUGUACAAGUUUAGAGAUGAUGAAGGGUAAUAGUUUGUACAAGUUGAGAUGAUAAAGGAUUAUACAUUUUGUACAAGUUGAGAGAUGAUAAAGGAUUAUACAUUUUGUACAAGUUGAGAGGUGAUGAAGGGUAAUACAUUUUGUACAAGUUGAGAGAUGAUAAAGGAUUAUACAUUUUGUACAAGUUGAGAGAUGAUGAAGGGUAAUACAUUUUGUACAAUUUGAGAGAUGAUGAAGGGUGUUACAGUUUGUACAAGUUGAGAGAUGAUGAAGUGUGAUACCUUUCGUACAAGUUUAGGGAUAAUGAAAGAGUUUUACAUUUUGUUCGAGUUGAGACAUAAUGAUGGGUUAUUCAAUUUGUAUGAGUUGAGAGAGAAUGAUCAGUAAUGCAGUUUUAUUUUUAUAACUUUUUAAUAGUUUUUGCAAUUUGCAUUCCAAUAAUCUUUUGUGUUCAGUUAAUAUUGACUAUAGUAUGUUUUUAUACAAAUGAAUAUACAUUGUAUAUAAACUAUGAAAUUUCAUUAAAAUAUGAAAAUUAAUGUCAGUUAAAUGUCAAAGAAGUAUUUCAUCUGUACAACGAAAUGUUGUUCAAUUCUAUUGAAGGUGGAAACAAUUAGUUUUCAUUACAAAUAUAACUUGAAUAUAAGUAUUUUUUUGAGUUAUUGAUAGUGUAUGUUUUAAGGUAAAGUAAUAGUGUUUAUUAGAUAAAACAUUCUUUUGCAAAUAUUUAAAAAAAAAAUAGAUCUUUUCAGUAGAAGACAUUUCAUUAAAAGUAGAGUAUAUCUCAUUACUUUACCUGGGCUAUUUUUACUUUAAAUGAAUUUCUCUGGUGAACUUUAUUAUUACAGAGAUAUCACAGGGGCAUGUUUCUACGGUAGGUGGCUUGUCAAGUUAGUGACCCCCUCCUGCCAGAAACAUUGUUAUAUGCCUCUGUGCUGUGUAUACAGCUUUAGUUUAAUACUGAAAUUUUUCCUAUUUUGUCUUUCUUUUGUGACCUCCCCUGGCCCAUUGAAAAUGGCUAUAUAACUUUUCAGUAGGCUUAGAAAGUGCAAAACAUUAUAAAAUCGGGAGUUAAUAUGCUUACUGAAAAAAUUUGAGAUUAGUCAUCACUUUGUUACUUAUUGUUUUACUCACUGUUUAAUUAUUAGAUAUAGAAUAAAACUAAUUGGUAGAUUAACAAAUCUAAAAUGUCCUAAAAUUAAUAUAUGAAGAUAAAAUAUUUUGUUAGAUUUUAUGUAAACGUGUUAAAGGGAGCUGAGGAUGUACAUAUAUACAUUUAUGAUAUAAAAUAUUUUCUUAUUACCAAAACACUCCAAAUGGAAAUUAUGUCUCUUGAUUAAUGCAUGACAUAAUCAUCAUACAAGCUAUCAAGUCAACCUUAAUUUACCGACAUCAUCUGCUGUCAACCAACCAAUUCCCUUUGAGGGAAUAAAUCAUGACAUCAAUCCUUGUAUCACCUUUAUGCAUUAAGAUCACUUCAUUUAUAGUCAUUCAUUAUCAGAAAUAACAUUUUAAAGUAUGGAAAUGAAUACUAGUAUAUGCAGACCACAGGAAAAAUCUGUCACAAAGUUAAUGUGUUCAACUCUCAAGUCUGUCACCAAGUUAGUGUGUUCCAUCCUCAAGUCUGUCACCAAGUUAUUGUGUUCAACUCUCAAGUCUGUCACCAAGUUAGUGUGUUCCAUCCUCAAGUCUGUCACCAAGUUAUUGUGUUCAACUCUCAAGUCUGUCACCAAGUUAUUGUGUUCAACUCUCAAGUCUGUCACCAAGUUAUUGUGUUCAACUCUCAAGGCUGUCACCAAGUUAUUGUGUUCAACUCUCAAGUCUGUCACCAAGUUAGUGUGUUCCAUCCUCAAGUCUGUCACCAAGUUAUUGUGUUCAACUCUCAAGUCUGUCACCAAGUUAUUGUGUUCAACUCUCAAGUCUGUCACCAAGUUAGUGUGUUCCAUCCUCAAGUCUGUCACCAAGUUAUUGUGUUCAACUCUCAAGUCUGUCACCAAGUUAUUGUGUUCAACUCUCAAGUCUGUCACCAAGUUAUUGUGUUCAACUCUCAAGUCUGUCACCAAGUUAGUGUGUUCCAUCCUCAAGUCUGUCACCAAGUUAUUGUGUUCAACUCUCAAGUCUGUCACCAAGUUAUUGUGUUCAACUCUCAAGUCUGUCACCAAGUUAGUGUGUUCAACUCUCAAGUCUGUCACAAAGUUAUUGUGUUCAACUCUCAAGUCUGUCACCAAGUUAGUGUGUUCAACUCUCAAGUCUGUCACAAAGUUUGUUCAACUCAAGUUUGUCACCAAGUUAGUGUGUUCAACCUUCAAGUCUGUCACCAAGUUAGUGUGUUCAGCUCUCAAGUUUGUCACCAAGUUAGUGUUCAACCCUGAAGUCUGUCACUAAGUUAGUUUUAGUUAGUGUUCAACCCUGAAGUCUGUCACUAAGUUAGUUUUCAACCCUCAAGUCUGUCACCAAGUUGGUGUUCAACCCUGAAGUCUGUCACUAAGUUAGCGUGUUCAGCUCUCGAUCCUUUCAUUACCAAAUGUUGUGUUCAUUCAAAUAUUCAUGCUAGUAAUAACAAAACGUCUUGUUUUUUUUAAGACUGGAGAUCUGUUUAUUGCCAAGUUAUGUGUUCAGUAAAAUAUGUUUAUUAUGUGUUUAGAUAGAACCAUAGUACCACAUUUGUUCCACAAGUAGUAUAGUUUAGUAUUUGUUGUGCAAUAUUGACAUUUGAUUAAAACAGUACGUGUAUAAUGAAACCUGCAAAUGAGUCAAUCUCAGAUACUUAUUACGCAUGGUAUCACUCUUUAGUCUCAGUUUGAUAAAAUGUGUCUUUCAUGAUCAUUGCUAUAUAUGGAAGUAGUAAAUGCAUGUGUAAGCAUGUCUUUUUUUAGUUAAAUCUAUCACUUGUGUUCAUAUUAUAUUGAUUUUGCUAAACUUGUGUUAAUAGAUUGAACAUUACAUGAACAUUAAUGGUAGAUUCUCAAUUUACAGUACAAAAUAUAUAUAACCAACAUAACCAUUAGAUAUUAGCAUAGAUCUAACAUUAUUUUAUUAGAAUAUUGCAAUUCUUUGGUGUUCAUUCCUAUAUUUAUAGAUAUUAUUUUGUUGUUUUGUUUACAAAUAGAAACAAUAUUGAUCAGAGCACAUUUCUAAAAGUUGAAGCCCUGUUCAUUAAAACAAAUUGAAGAUGUUGGAUAGAGGUACAUGAUUGUACAAUAUACAAUAGAUAAAUGUUUAAAGUUUGGCAGUAAGAGAGCAUAGCAACUAAAUUAAUAAAUAUUCCUCUUACCCUGGACAGGGAUAUCCUCAGUUUUACGGUGGUGAGAUUUUCUUAUCUCACCCUAGGAAAAGACAAGCUUUCAAGCUCUUUGAAAGUUCUCAACAAUUGUAUUUCGCCACGUCAACAAUACCAUAAUGUCACGUCGACAAUUCAAUCGCGUCAUGUCAACAUUUCCUUGCAUUGAUGUAACGUCAAUAUUAGAUACAUAAGAGGGUAAACAGGGUAAGAGAAAAAUAAUCAUUUACCCCCAUGGAGGUGAGACAGGGGAAUCUCUACCCUCUGGGUAAGAUAAUUAAGCUGCCAAACACUCGGCAAGCCUCGGGUUGAGAUUCCCCGGUCUCGCCCCAAGGGGGUGAAAGAUUCUAUUUAUCACCAGAUUUUAUAAAAGAUCAAUCUGCAUUAAUAGUUGACUCCAUUUAAGGAGGUUUGAUCAUUUAUAAAAUCUGUUGAUAUAAGUAAAUUAUAUUAUUGUUGGUAAAUAAUCUGUUAAAUAUUUCCUCUUUCUUUAUUUUGUUUUUGUGAAACAGGUUAACUUUGUGGUUCAUGCACUUUGUUUUAUUUUGAUAUCUUACUUAACAUACUUGUCCAUGCCAAUAUCAAGUGCCAUAUGAGAUGUAUCUUUUUUUUCUGGUUGUUAAUAAAUGAUAAUGCUUGUCGGCUACUUAAUUUGUGUUUACAUACACUGUUUUAGGGAAACCCAGACAGAUCAUGUACAAAUCACAAAAGUGUGUACCAUAUACUGAUCCUAAGGGCUGUAAAAUUUAAUAGCGACCGCCCUGGUGCCCUAAACUGAAAGUUUCUGAUUCAGAAAAAUUGUCAUUUUAACUUUAUCGUGAGAUGAUUAAAAUGAGUACACUUCUUUUUUAUUGUAUAAGUUAUAAAGUAUAGUCCAUGAAAACAAUGGAUCUUUGAUAUAAUUGUAUAGGAGUUGGUCUGGAGAUUAAUUUGCAAAAAUUACAAUGAAGGUUACAUUAAAUUUGUCUUGAGAGCUACUUCAUCCAUCACCCCAUGAAUUUGAUUAAUAAAUAUUAGUCUUUUAAUAAUACAUAUAAAUGUCUACAAUUUGAAACUCGUCUUGUAAGACCAUACAAUCAGGUUAAGUUAUUUGAAUUGUUUUUAAAUGUAACUUUCAUUUUGAUAUAUAUAUUUUUCAAUGCCAGUAAAGCAUUUAUGUAUGAGGGCUGAUUGAUAAGUUGUGAGCCUGAUAUUGAAGGAUUUGAAUGUUGCUGGACAUAUUGUAUUCAUUUUUCAACAUAAUCCCCUUCAAUAUCUAUACACUUUUGCCAGCGGUGAUUAAAGGCCUCAAUGCCACUUUUAUUGAACUCCUUUUCUUGGCUGUUCAGAAAGUCAUCCACUGUAUGUUAGGGUAACUGUUAGGGUUAGGGUGCCUGAAAUAACUGUUUCCAGUUUUUGGAAAUAGAUGAAAGUCUGAUGGAGCAAGAUCAGGUAAAUCAGGCAGAUGCUCAAUAAAUUUAAAGCCACAGUCGUGAAUGGCAGCCAUAUACAAAUAUGACUCUUUCACCCGAACCGAUUUUGUCCAUUUUGCAAAAGCUGCUUGUCUUGUUUACUUUAAAGUGCUACCUCGUCAAUAUAAACUAACCAAAUGAGACCAGUCAUUGGGUGCAUGGCCCUAUAUAUAGUCGGAGAAUAGUAGGACUUAAAAAGAACAUCUUUGAGUACCUUCUUCAAUACGAGGCUCACAACUUAUCAAUCAGCCCUCUUACGAUGCAGUAUAGUUCCAAACCUCAGGCCAAACUUUGUUACAAAUGUAAAACAGCUAUAAUUUAACAUCUAGUCAAUGGAUAACGGGUCAGAUAAUUGUAAUUUUAAGUCUUCCUUUAAGCAUUCAAGAUUGUAGUAUUUAUUGUGAAAACUUAUAUAUAAUUACACAUACAACACAUACAUGUAUCGUGGUCUUCAAACUGGCAUUUCCCGAGCUAUGUAAAAACUUUUUAUUUAAAAAGAUAUUUACUACUUGUUAUUGACCAGCAUCAUGAAGUACCAUUUGUCUCUGAAGGUAUCUCAUUUUGAACUUGGUUAUUUGUCUAACCGUAUUUAUCCAAACAAUAAGCCCACCCAUGCCUAUUGCAGUUCAGUAGGAUUACUGUUACCAACAAAUUGCUAUUUCAUAACCAGUAAGUUAAGUGUUGACCUGGGCUUAAUACUGGAUAAUUACAUUGACUGUGUCCCCCCCCCCCCCCCCCCCCCCCCCCAUGUCGGUUUGAAAAGACUGAUAGUUAUAAUUCAGACAAUAGGGUACUUCAUUGCGUACUUUAUCAACUUGGCAUUAUUUGAGCUAGCAUACAGGAUGUAUAUGCACGUAUGAUAAUUUCAACUAUACAGGAUGUAUAUACAUGUAUCACAUAUUGUUUCUUAUACUUGUUUGCAAUAUAAAAAAAUACAUAUCAUUGAA
Molecule: messenger RNA, 11028 nt
Organism: Pecten maximus
Lineage: Eukaryota; Metazoa; Mollusca; Bivalvia; Pectinida; Pectinidae
Exons: 12
Coding region: 98-4165 (1355 amino acids)
Source: RefSeq, a predicted model, not a curated record